Molecule: messenger RNA, 1550 nt
Organism: Cyprinus carpio (common carp)
Lineage: Eukaryota; Metazoa; Chordata; Actinopteri; Cypriniformes; Cyprinidae
Product: neuronal acetylcholine receptor subunit alpha-7
Biological process (GO): monoatomic ion transmembrane transport; nervous system process; chemical synaptic transmission
Cellular component (GO): neuron projection; membrane; synapse
Molecular function (GO): transmembrane signaling receptor activity; extracellular ligand-gated monoatomic ion channel activity; neurotransmitter receptor activity
Source: RefSeq, a predicted model, not a curated record
UGGUAUUUUUGGCUUGUUAAUUUCACAGUUAACUAGUUUUACUCCAGUCCUCCGGAUUGGUUGAUGCGCGCGUGCUCUGGAAGCGUCGCGUCGUCACCGCGCGUUCGUUCAGCGGCGCGUCUCGCUGAGUUCGUGCGCUUCUCCGGUGAUUCUGCGCCGGUGUGACGGUCAUGGGCUCCCGGGACCGGACUCUGUCUCUGCUGGCCGCUGCUCUCCUCGUGCACGUGUCUCUGCAGGGGGAGCAUCAGCGACGUCUGUACAAAGACUUAAUGAGGAACUACAAUCCUCUGGAACGACCCGUUUAUAACGACUCGCACUCGCUCACCGUUCACUUCAGCUUCAGUCUGAUGCAGAUCAUGGACGUGGAUGAGAAGAACCAGGUUCUGACAACCAACAUCUGGCUUCAGCUGUAUUGGAGCGACUACUAUCUGCAGUGGAAUACGAGAGAUUAUCCCGGAGGUGACACGGUUCGCUUCCCAGAUCCAUCAUCUGGAGGCCCGACACCUGCGGUAUACCAGCACCUGCCUACAUCGGAGGGGGCGCUGGCUUCCAGUUUGAUGCUUCAGCGCCUGCGAUCUGAAGUUCGUCUAAGUGGACGUUAUGGCGGAUGGUCUCUGGACCUGCAUGUUAUGAUGGAGGCCGAUUAUUACCGGGAUACAAUCGCUAACGGGUAUUUUGCCACCACUAUGGUGAUUGUGGGUCUGUCGGUCAUCGCUACAGUCCUGGUGCUGCAGUAUCACUAUCAUGAUCCAGACGGAGGAAAGAUGCCUCGAUGGACCCGUGUUCUCCUCCUGAACUGGUGCGCCUGGUUCCUGCGCAUGCGGCGGCCCGGCGAGGAGCGCAUCCGCCUGGCCUGCCACAACAAACCCCAUCGGCGCGGGAGCGUGUCCAGCGUGGAGCUCUCCGUCAGCCAGGGGGCGCUGCAGCCCAGCAACAUGCUGUACAUCGGCUUCAGAGGCAUGGAGGGAAUCCACUACGCAUCUUCCCAUGAUUCGCACAGUGUCCUCUGCGGACGAAUCAUGGCCUCCGCUGAGGAAGAUGUGCUCCUGCCGGGGGCGACCAUGCCCUCGCUCGGGGGCGGGACCGGAAUCGGGGGGCGGGUCAACGGUGGCAUUGUGGGUGGGGCUUUGGAACUGGAACUGGCUAAAAUUCUGGAGGAGGUGCGAUACAUCGCUAAAAGAUUUCGCAACCAGGACGAGGACAAGAACGUGUGUAACGAGUGGAAGUUUGCGGCGGCGGUGAUCGAUCGCUUGUGUUUAAUGGCGUUCUCCAUUUUCACCAUCCUCUGCACUAUCGGGAUCCUGAUGUCCGCACCAAAUUUCGUAGAAGCCAUUUCGAAAGAUUUCUUCACCUGAUGCUUGACAGACUUUGCUGUUUUGUUGUGGUUUUUUUUUUUUGUUUUUUUUUUUUUAUGUCGCUCAGCAGCGACUGAGAUUCUAGAGUGCGCCAAUAAAACAUGCUAACUAGAGCUGAGCGAUAUAUCGAAACAUCAUUUUAUGCACUUUUUAUUCAUCAUAAUUUUCCUCUUCUCGUUAUUUGCUAGAGCAUUU